This is a messenger RNA of Momordica charantia (bitter melon), 901 nucleotides long. NCBI's taxonomy places the organism in Eukaryota, Viridiplantae, Streptophyta, Magnoliopsida, Cucurbitales, Cucurbitaceae. The record is from RefSeq and is a predicted model, not a curated record.
UGGAGCAGGAUCUGAGGAGGUACCACACAUCUCUGAUUUCUCAACUCCUUACUAACAGAUCGAUCUUCAGUUGUUUUUGUAUUUCUCCAUUUGGAAAACAUUGAAACAAGGAUCAGACGCCAAAACCCACCCCCUGCAGAUUCAAUUAUUAAAGAAAGAACCCAAAUAUUCACCUCCUCAGACGAUUCUCCUUUUAUUUUUCUCUCUCUCUUGGUCUCCCUCUGCAUUUACAAUCCCAUCGAUCUUUGAUUAACCACACACAAGCUAUCAUUAUCCUUCACAUAUAAUUGGGUAGGUGUUGAUGGAGUUGAAUAGAAGAAACAGAUCAGUGAGUGCGAGCAAAAUCAUAUUUUUAUUCUUCCACCUCCUUUACAUAUCAUUGUUAUUACUAUUGUUCUUAUGCAGCAGCAGCAACACAUCUUGUACUGGUCCAGAUACCACUACCACCCGCAGCUUGUUCCAGACAAAUAAUCUCCAGGUGGCAGUCGCCGGAAGAAGAGGGCUGGGUCAGGGUGGGCCUGGAUCGUCGCCGCCGCGGUGCGCGUCAAAGUGCGGGAAUUGCACGCCGUGCAAGCCGGUUCAUGUGGCGGUGCCGGUGCCGCCGGGAACUCCGGUGACUGCGGACUACUACCCCGAAGCCUGGAGAUGCAAAUGCAGGAACAAGCUGUACAUGCCCUGAAAUACAUGCAUGCGCCGCCGCCGCCGCCGCCAGUGGACAACUAUGAAUUUCCCCUAUGCUAUGCUAUGCUAUUGCUGCUCUAUACUAUACUAUGUACUAUAAAAAGUACUGAUAGCCAAUAGGAUUAAUUAUGUGACAAAAUAUAUAUAUGUGUGUGUCAGCAUUUGGCUAUUAUGUAUGUCGUUAAUUUAGAAUAUAGAUAAUAUUUUUAUCUCUCAUCAG